GAAUGAUAGAACUUGAGUUUGAAGAUGGUUCAGCCCUGAAUCCUUUUCUACCUAAGCAGUUCACUGCUCCACCCUUCUCAUAUACGUUGGCCCAUGCUAUCACCCCGCUAGAAGAAAACAAAUCUUUCUUAGAAAAGGUUGAGUUCGGAGAAAGACUCUGUGGUAUACGGGAGAACUUCAUUCUUGAAAGGAGUUAUAUAGAGGAUAAAAGGAUGCCUGAUAAAUUACAAAGAGAUAAAUGGCGAGAAUCUCCAACUUUUGAAUUCCUUGAGAAGUCACUGAGACAUGGGUCAGAUUCUACCGGUCUCACUGGUUCAGAUUCAGACUCAGAAUACAAAAUAUCAAACUCAAGGCUUGAGCCGUUAGAACCCCAGUACAGCCUAGAGUUAGAAGAAGACAAUGAAGAAGCUGAUUUUCUCCAAUUUGACGAAUUUGACAUGAGCCCCGAAUGUCCUGGGUCGGAGGUUGACCCAUAUAUUGACCCAGACGAGAUUAUAACAUCCGAGGAUAGAGAGAGGAUACUGGAGAUGGGAAGAAGUAUGUUUGAAAGCCUUAUAGCUGAGGAUAACCGAAAUACAGAGGAUGGUGAUACUAAACAGGCAGAGGCCGGCCUCAACCAGGCAGAGGUUGAUAUGAGGUUAAACCUGGACGAGGAUUGGAGGAAGAAACGAAAACGGCGGAAGUUACCGGAUAUACCCAAGGACAAAAAGCCUUUGGAAGGUUUGCUACAGAACGCUACUCUAUUUGAUGAGCUUACUGCAGCGACGCCAUCUUGGGAAACUAGAUCCGUAGUCGACCAACCCAAACCAGAGCCAAAGACGAGUACCAAUCCUUUCAGACAAUUAGACUCAUCAAUCAAUCAACUAACAAGGGAUGUAUUGAGUGGUAUAGCUGAAUCUUCUGAAAGUUCAUGUUUACCCCCUGCCCUUCUCCUUCAUCUAGUCAACAUAGAUAAGGAUGAGGAUAUUGGGGGAGGAGGAGGAGGAGGAGGGGAUAUAGAUUCAGGGAAUUCUACUUCACAUUCCCCAGAGGAACAUUCUAGACAAGUUUACAGGGAACCAGGUUUAAACUCUAUACUAUCUCCUAUAUCUCCUUCCCUCUCUACAGCAGCAAAUAGAUUAGAGCUUCUAGAUCCUACACAUAGAGGUUUACAUAGGUUUGUUCCGAGGCAUCAUGAUGAGAUCGGGAUAGAUAUCGGAGAUCCUGUUUAUGUUCAGAAGGAAGCUGAGGAUUAUUGGUGUGAAGGUAUAAACCUGCGUACAGGUCUGCAGGGUAUAUUUCCUGAAGCGCAUGUGGUAGAUGUAGAAUAUAAUGAUUUUGAUCCAAGUGCUGCAGAAGAGAGAAAGGAGAGAUAUAUUCUUGAAUAUCUCGGUAGUGUUAGAUGUACUAGGCAUAAAGGAACUCAAGUUAUUAUUCAGGCUGUAAAGAAAAGUGCCCAAAUGAAUAAAAAGAAUACAUGUGUACUUGAAAUAGGAGAGAAAGGAAUCAAAAUGGUGAACAAAACAGUUGCUGGGGAUAAGGUGUGCGGGGAUCCGAACCAAGAAUAUUUCUUCCAUCUGAAAAAUGUAACUUUCUGUGGUUUCCAUCCUAAAGAUCACAGAUACUUUGCUUUUAUUACGAAGCAUCCGUCACCCUGCGUACAAGAAUACGCAUGUCACGUGUUUAGCAGUGAGAAUUCAACAAGAUGCGUAGCUGAAGCGUACGGGCGAGCUUUUCAUCGGUUCUAUAAAACAUUUAUAGACACAGUGUUUCCCACACAGGACUUAUAUCUGGAAUAAAUAUAUACUAGCGGCUUUA
This is a messenger RNA of Eurytemora carolleeae, 1797 nucleotides long. RefSeq lists its product as uncharacterized. Gene Ontology annotation, biological process: regulation of JNK cascade. The record is from RefSeq and is a predicted model, not a curated record. Gene Ontology annotation, molecular function: protein binding. NCBI's taxonomy places the organism in Eukaryota, Metazoa, Arthropoda, Copepoda, Calanoida, Temoridae. The coding region runs from base 3 to 1778 and encodes 591 amino acids. The transcript is spliced from 20 exons. Gene Ontology annotation, cellular component: cytoplasm.